This is a messenger RNA of Jaculus jaculus (lesser Egyptian jerboa), 3386 nucleotides long. RefSeq names its product protein tyrosine phosphatase non-receptor type 9 (gene Ptpn9). The record is from RefSeq and is a predicted model, not a curated record. Gene Ontology annotation, biological process: protein dephosphorylation. NCBI's taxonomy places the organism in Eukaryota, Metazoa, Chordata, Mammalia, Rodentia, Dipodidae. The transcript has 13 exons. The coding region runs from base 22 to 1803 and encodes 593 amino acids. Gene Ontology annotation, molecular function: protein tyrosine phosphatase activity.
GGCGGCGGUGGCAGCAGCGGCAUGGAGUCGGCGACCGCGCCCCGGCCGGACAUGGCGCCCGAGCUGACCCCCGAGGAGGAGCAGGCUACCAGGCAGUUUUUGGAAGAGAUUAACAAGUGGACUGUUCAGUAUAAUGUUUCUCCACUCUCUUGGAAUGUGGCUGUCAAGUUCCUCAUGGCCAGGAAAUUCGAUGUGCUCCGUGCUAUAGAGUUGUUCCAUUCCUACAGGGAAACACGAAGGGAGGAAGGUAUUGUGAAGUUGAAACCUCAUGAGGAACCUCUCCGUUCUGAGAUCCUCAGUGGAAAAUUUACCAUCUUGAAUGUUCGGGACCCUACUGGAGCCUCCAUUGCUCUCUUCACUGCCAGGUUGCAUCAUCCUCACAAGUCCGUCCAGCAUGUGGUACUUCAGGCUCUGUUCUACUUGCUAGACAGAGCUGUGGAUAGCUUUGAAACUCAAAGGAAUGGACUGGUGUUUAUCUAUGACAUGUGUGGUUCUAAUUAUGCCAACUUUGAGCUGGAUCUUGGCAAGAAAGUCUUAAACCUGCUGAAGGGCGCAUUUCCAGCUCGUCUGAAGAAGGUGCUGAUUGUGGGAGCCCCCAUAUGGUUCCGAGUGCCCUAUUCUAUCAUCAGCCUGCUCCUGAAGGACAAAGUCCGGGAGAGGAUUCAGAUAUUAAAGACAUCUGAGGUUACCCAGCAUCUGCCUAGGGAGUGCCUUCCAGAAAAUCUUGGUGGGUUUGUCAAAAUUGACCUCGCCACUUGGAAUUUCCAGUUCCUCCCCCAAGUGAACGGCCACCCUGAUCCCUUCGAUGAGAUCAUCUUGUUCUCCCUACCUCCUGCCUUAGACUGGAACUCAGUACAUGUUCCAGGUCCACACGCCAUGACCAUCCAAGAGUUGGUAGACUAUGUUAACACCAGGCAAAAACGGGGGAUCUACGAGGAGUAUGAAGAUAUCCGUCGUGAGAACCCUGUUGGCACUUUCCACUGUUCCAUGUCUCCAGGAAAUCUAGAGAAGAACCGCUAUGGGGAUGUGCCCUGCCUGGACCAGACUAGAGUGAAGCUGACAAAACGAAGUGGCUAUAGUCAGACAGAUUAUAUUAAUGCCAGUUUCAUGGAUGGCUACAAGCAGAAGAAUGCUUACAUUGGCACACAAGGCCCUUUGGAGAACACUUACAGAGAUUUCUGGCUCAUGGUAUGGGAACAAAAAGUUUUGGUGAUUGUCAUGACCACCCGCUUUGAGGAAGGCGGCAGGAGAAAAUGUGGACAGUAUUGGCCUUUAGAAAAAGACUCUCGGAUCCGAUUUGGCUUCCUCACGGUGACAAAUCUAGGCGUGGAGAACAUGAACCAUUAUAAGAAAACAACUCUAGAAAUUCACAACACAGAGGAGCGGCAGGAGCGCCGGGUGAGCCACUUCCAGUUCCUGAGCUGGCCAGAUUACGGCGUCCCAUCUUCAGCAGCUUCCCUUAUCGACUUCCGGAGAGUUGUCAGAAGACAGCAGAGCCUGGCUGUCAACAGCCUAGGAGCACGCGGCAAGGGGCAUUGCCCUGAUCCACCCAUUGUGGUGCACUGCAGCGCAGGCAUCGGCAGGACAGGUACCUUCUGCUCCCUGGAUAUCUGCCUGGCACAGCUGGAGGAGCUUGGCACCCUUAACGUGUUCCAGACGGUGUCACGCAUGAGAACCCAGAGGGCCUUCAGCAUCCAGACCCCUGAGCAGUACUAUUUUUGCUACAAGGCCAUCCUGGAAUUUGCAGAGAAGGAAGGCAUGGUUCCCUCUGGCCACAACCUUCUGGCCAUGGAGAGGCAGUAACUGUCCCACCAGUUUCCACCCAGUGGCCAGCCUUCCUUAAACUACCCUGGACACCGCUGAGCCUGUAGGUUGCCAUCAGUUCUGCAGAAGCCAUGGAUCAACCUCUUUCUUGUGUCUCCCAGCGCACAUGUGCACGCAAGGCAGCCUUCCCUUUGGCUAGAUAAAUGUGGUGGAAUUGCCACUAGAAAGGGCCAGCAGCAAUGUGUUCUUACUUCCUAGUGAACUGUGCCUUAUUAAAACCAAAUGUGGCUAUGGGUUUGCCAGGGUCCCUGAGGUAAGCGGGGAAGAAACCUCCCUCCCCUUCUCCCAGCACCAUUCUUCUGGGGGUCUUCUCCUUCCUACCCUCCCCUUGUAGGACUUGACAGGAAGGUUUGUGAGCAUUCAUCUUCCUGCCCAGAGAGCUUGACCAAGUUACAUAUUCUAGAGAUUGUCCCGAGUGCCAAGCACGUUUAUACAUAGGGCGUGUAUUCCAGUCUUUCCUGUCAUUCUCUGUGUGUGUGUAUACGUCUGUGCACUUACGUGUAUGGAUCCAUAUAUGUGUGUGUAUAUAAUAUAUACUGUACGUGAUAAUAUGGUCAUACCCUAUAAAUACAUAUACACACAGAUAACUCUCUGCAGAAGUUACUGGGGCUCAGCACUCCUUGCUUCUUUUACCCUGCCGAAUAUUCUAGACUGGUUGGGAAUCAUGGCUCAUGUCAGACCACAAAGUAGCAGAAGACAAGUACACAUCUCAUUGUCCUGGGCCUCAGGCUCUCAUCUUUUCAAAAUGACUUCUUUCCCUCUGGACUCUACCUGUUGGAGCCAAGAAUACUGGCUUGUGGUAACACUGGUUUAACUUAGCUUGGGUUCCCUUUUAUCUAGCAGAUUCUUCUCUAUUUUGCUGAUUUGGGGAACAGACCUCCACUGUGAUUUCAGACUCUGUCUGUCUUCUCCUACCCUGGGGAUGGGGGACUGAGGGUAGUAAUGAACUCCCUGAGCAGCCACAGCCAGAAGCAAUCGGUACAAAAACUUAGUAGGAAGGAAGGGGAGCCCGGUAUCUGCUAUGAGAACCCUUUCAUGGGAGGACAAGCCAAGGCUCCUUUUUCUUUUGCUAGAAGUUUUCUUUCUCAUUGCAACUUGGUCCUGUCUACUGAGAUGCCCGGCUCUUCUUGCUGGUUAGCUUGCCAGAGCCUAUCCCUCAGUCUGGGUGGGUUCUAUGCCAAAUGCAGAACUCUUAUGGCUGGGUGAGGUGGUCCCCUGCAGUCCCAGUUCCCUGCCUGCCCAGUGUGUCCUUGUCUUCUCCCAGAUUGAUAUGCCAGGAAUGAAUCAAGAGUCCUCAACAAGCUGUUCCCUUGGAAAUUCAUGGAACCCCUAAACCUUCUUCCCCACUACAGAAGAUGAGGUUGGCAGCUGAUCAGACCUCAAUAAUUUUAUACUGUAAUAAGAUCUUUGAAUGUGUAUAUUCUUAUUUUUUACAAUCAUUUCAUUUUGUAUUUAACAUCAAUGGACUGAGUCAGAUUCAGAAAAUAAUUGUAAUGUUCAUAUUCAAUAUCUUACAGUGAUACACUUUUGUAUUUACAUAUAAAUAUACCGACAUGAUCAAA